This is a messenger RNA of Spodoptera exigua (beet armyworm), 1335 nucleotides long. Lineage: Eukaryota; Metazoa; Arthropoda; Insecta; Lepidoptera; Noctuidae. The record is from the annotation of a GenBank genome assembly.
AAAAAAUCAAAGUUUUCUGUUGAUGAUCAAGUAGUGAUGCGUGUAUCCACAAUGGAGUUUAAAAAUUACGUUUAUUUAUCAAUAUUACUAUGCAUAUCAACAUGUGCUACAGCACAAAGAACGCCGACUAUAUCGCAUAUAACGCAGGAGCAGAUCAGAGAUAUUGGUGGUCAGGUUGACUUGGAUUGCUCAGUGCACUAUGCUCAAGACUUCCCUGUGAUAUGGGUGAAAUACGACCGUUUCAAGACGGUAGAGUCGAUCCCUCUGUCGACGAACGCUGGGCUCAUCAUCAAGGACUCUCGUUUCUCUCUCAGAUACGAUGAUGCUACUGCUACGUUUACACUUUCGAUCAAGGACAUACAAGAAAACGACGCAGGCUGGUACCAGUGCCAAGUGCUGAUGUCAAUCAGUAACAAGAUCACUGCGGAAGUUGAGCUCCAAGUGCGACGACCCCCCAUCAUCUCCGACAACUCUACCCGGUCCCUCGUCGCUAGCGAAGGAGAAAGCGUUCAAAUGGAGUGCUACGCUGGUGGAUUCCCGCCCCCGAAGAUCUCUUGGCGUCGUGAGAACAACGCCAUCCUGCCUACUGGUGGCUCCAUCUACCGAGGCAACAUUCUUAAAAUAGCAGCUGUACACAAGGAGGACAGAGGUACUUACUACUGUGUAGCCGAAAAUGGAGUUGGAAAAGGAGCGAGAAGGAAUAUCAACUUGGAGGUCGAGUUUGCUCCUGUAGUCACCGUGCCAAGGCCCCGAUUGGCUCAGGCUCUCCAAUACGACAUGGACUUGGAAUGCCACGUGGAAGCUUACCCUCCACCGGCUAUAACUUGGCUGAAGGAUGAAGUACAACUCUCCAAUAACCAGCAUUACAGGAUCUCUCACUUCGCGACUGCGGACGAAUUCACUGACACGACAAUAAGAGUCAUUACUAUAGAAAAACGUCAAUACGGUAUCUUCAAAUGCAAGGCUCAGAACAAACUGGGAACUGAUGAAGGACAAGUCGAAUUAGUCGAGUCUAUAAUCCCGGUGUGCCCGCCGGCUUGUGGCACGGCCCGGUACGGUGGCGCGGCGAGUGUCACGCCAUCUAUAGCGACUAUUCUGUCGAUGUUCGCUGUAUACGCUGUUUAUGCUGGAAGACGAAUCGCCAAUGCCAGAUAUUAAUUACCCGGGCCUCCGACCAGACCCGUUAGUAUACGGAUCAGGUACAAAAACGAACAUACAACAUAUCCUUUAUCUUUACACAUAUCUAUAUGUUUUAUACAAUUAUUAUUAUUAACACAGGAAGUGGAAAUAAGAGGUCAAAAUUGUUUCUGUAAUGAUCUGCUUAGAUAAGGAAUU